CACAUCUCUCCUCCGCAGGCGUUGUGGGCGGCCCUGGGCGUGGCGUGGGCGGGGUACGACGAGCACACGACGUGCGGGAGCGGAGGCGGGCGGUAUGGGCGCCAGUUCCGCUUCCAUCCCGAGCUGCCCUGUGAUCUCUCCAAGGAGGCUUGGUGCACCGCCCCGGGAAACCAGUACCCGUGGAGCUCCGUGCGCAGGUUCGUGUACGAGAACCAGGGCCUGAUGAAGCGCAUGUACGGCAACCAGAGGCACUACAACGUGCUGCGGUCGGAGAUCCUCAACGAGAUGUACGACCAGAUGUACGACGAGAUGCUCAAGCGCCAGUACCACAAGAUCCAGGGCUCGCGCUACAGCAGGAACCUCGAGGCCUCGGGAGCCAACGCCCUCCGGCGGCCGGGCGGCAAGGCCAAGGGCGCGCCGGCCGACAGGCGCAGCCGCCAGGACUCCCGCGCAAUGAAGGCCGAAGCCGCGAAGGCGCCGCCGUCCAGGUCGAGGGUCAAGGUCACUAACGCAGGUAAGACGACGACCCAGAAAGCCAAGGGGGCGCCGCAGCCGCGCACCACGACGCCUGCGCCCACGACCAGGCCAAGCAAAAGCACGACCCGACGGCAGCAGACACACGCGACUGCCAAGAGCACGACGGACGACCUUUUGACCACGACUGAAGACGUACCAACUACGACAGGAGGCCCGUGGGAGCCAGGGACGCCCUUGGACGAAGCUCUCGAGGCCACUUUGAUCCCGCCCGAGUUCAGGGACCAGCUGGAGGAGGAGCUGUGGGCCACGACGCUGGCUGAAGCAGCCACCGACGCCUCGGCCUCCUCCUCGUACUCUUCUUCCUCUUCCUCCUACUCCACGCCUGUUUCCGGGUCGGAGGUUGACAGCACUUACGCGUCGCUGGAUGAGACGACGCAAGCGCCCUCGACCAUCCGCUCGGACCUCCCUCUCGACGAACUGCUCGAGGACGACUUCAUUUCGGCGCCGCUUGACGAGGACGACCUCACGACCCUGACGCUGAGCGAGAGGAUCGACCAUGCUGCCAAGGACGACGCGGAGGGCUCCAGCUACGAGAAGGACGAGAUCGACCUUGGGAUCGAGGAAGCGCUGAGCGAAGACAGAAACGUGGCAGCCGAAUUGGCCGAAGAAGAAAUAGGGGAACUAGAAAGAGAGGGAGAAGAACAGGCGGAAGGAGAGGUGGAAGAAGAAACGAAAAUCGAUGACAAAAUCCUCGUGGUUCUGGACGACGAAGUGAUCACGACGUCGGAGUUGGAGCCCGAGAACAGGGAGCAGGUGGACGAGGGCCCGGAGGUAGGAGACGGGCCCGCGAUGGACGGCAGGACCCCGGCGCCGCCUCAGGGCAGUGGGAGGCCGACGCAGCCAGAGGCCAUGGAGGUCAGGAAGCCGCCCUUCAGAGGAAUGAACGCAUGUCCGGUGAAGGAGGAGUUCGUGGCUCCUUAUUGGGCGAACAACACGAAGGGAGAGACGCUCGCCCUUCUCAACUUCUACCCGUUCGAGCAAUACGUGCAUUGGGAGCGUUGCAAGAACGAGCACCGUCAGAUGUACUGCCGCGAAGGGUGCCGUUGUGAGCAGCAGUACCGCCUCCACAAGCUCCUCGCCUUCGACCCCAACAACGAGUGCCGAGGCAUUUUCAGUGACUGGUUCCGGUUCCCCUCCUGCUGCGUGUGCAAGUGCUACGACCUCCCUCAGGAAGUCUUCCUGGGAUCCGCCCGGAGGCCCAGGCUCAGGGAUGACGACGAUGACGACUUUUCCUACGAAGAGGAGGAAGAGUUAGAAGAUAAAGAGAUCUACGGAGAAGAGGAGGAAGAGGAGGAGGAGGAAGAGGAGGAGGAGGAGGAGGAGGAGGAGGAGGAGGACGCCCCUCGGGUCCUGGUGAACAUCCCCCCGCAGCGUCGUCCCCGCCUCCCCCCUCGCCCCCAGUCCCACAUCCCCCCUCCCAGCCGUGGCCUCCUCCCCCCGCCCCCUCCCCACGCCCAGCCCAUGCCCCCGACGGAGGCGCCGGAGGUGUCGACCCUGGGGACCGUCGACGCGGCCACGCCCCACUACUACUACAACAUCUCAGCCCACGCCCACGCCCGCUACUCGAACUCGCAGCCGCUGCCGCUGUCCAGGGUGCCGAGGACCGCGCCCGAGACCUAGAGGGCGGCGGCCGAUGCCCCGCGCAGGGCGAGGGCUCGCGGGCUCGCCCCUCCGUGGGCGGGCUUCUUCGGCGCAGGGAAAGGAGACAUGAGAGGCGGGAGAAGCGCGCCGAGAGCUAUUUGUUGUACCGUUGCCAUAUUAAACAAAUCUGUGAACUGAAACACAGACACAACGAGACGAAAAGAGAAGAAAAAAAAAUAUCCCUUUCGUUUCGAGUCCACGAUGGACUCCCUCUCAGACUGGAGAGACCAAGCUGCUGCGUCGGCGUCUGGCGCUCCCACGGCGAGGGAAUCGAAAAGCAUUUGGACCUGAAACUUAAAAGAUAUCUUUUUUUGUUUCUUCCAUAUUUUCUUGUUGUACCUAUUUUGGAUUUUUUUUCUUACCUCUUUGUUAUAUUCGUUUUCGUUGCCUGCCUUUUCUGUAGAAUGUCGUGUUUAUACUUGCUACAAAAUACCAUCUUUAGUUAGAUAUUUUCUUUAUGGAUUUAUUUUUUUUUUCAAUAAAUCUAUAGUUACAUAGUUAUCACUGGAGCUGGUAUCCACAUUAAUAUUUAUUAACAUUAUUUAUAAAAAAAAAGUUUACAAAAAAACUAUCGUUUCUUAGAAUGUUGCACUGUAGAAUGGGAGAAUUAUUAAGGAAUUAAAACUAUAUAUAAAUCAUGACAAUUAAUUUAUGAUAACCAGUCGAAUUCUUAGUUGUUGAAUUUUCUAUUUUAUUAAUCACGUGAUUCAUGUCAAUGCUGGCUAUUUACAUGAACGACAUCCAGUCUUUAGAUCUUUAAUAUAUUUUACUUAUGUAUAUUUAAAAAUUGCUAUUAAUAUUAUAUGAUAUAAUAUAAUAGUAUUGCUAUUAUUAUUAUUAUUAUUAUUAUUAUUAUUAUUAUUAUUAUUAUUAUUAUUAUUAUUAUUGUUAUUGUUAUUGUUAUUAUCGCUCUGAUAAUUAUAAUUAUUUUUACUAGUUAAUAUCGUUAUUACUAUUGUCAUUACAGUUAUUAUUAUAACUUAUUAUUAUGAAAUGAGAAAUAAGUUAAAUUGAUAUACA
Messenger RNA from Penaeus indicus, 3198 nucleotides. It is a transcript of the gene spz4, whose product is annotated as protein spaetzle 4-like. The transcript is spliced from 8 exons. Gene Ontology annotation, cellular component: extracellular region. Gene Ontology annotation, molecular function: Toll binding; growth factor activity. NCBI's taxonomy places the organism in Eukaryota, Metazoa, Arthropoda, Malacostraca, Decapoda, Penaeidae. The annotation marks the transcript as partial. Gene Ontology annotation, biological process: central nervous system formation; innate immune response. The record is from RefSeq and is a predicted model, not a curated record.